Molecule: messenger RNA, 425 nt
Organism: Terrapene triunguis (Three-toed box turtle)
Lineage: Eukaryota; Metazoa; Chordata; Testudines; Emydidae
Gene: CUNH10orf53
Product: chromosome unknown C10orf53 homolog
Exons: 3
Coding region: 15-293 (92 amino acids)
Source: RefSeq, a predicted model, not a curated record
GCUCUGCGCUCGCUAUGCCCCUGCGCGCGCUGGUGACGCUCCGGUUCGGCCCCUACCGGAGCUGCGGGGUGUUGGAGCACAGGCCCUUCCGCCUGCAGGGCCUGCAAGCUGUGUUGCAAGCAGAGGGUCACCAACUUAUUCUAGAAAAGAUACCAGAUUGGAAUAAUGUAGAACUCAUAGUGAAUGGAGAGACUGUUUUCCAGUGCAACAUUAAUGACCUGGACUUUGGAGGUGAUGGCAAAUUGGAUCCACUAUGUGAAGAAGCCAGACUAGCAGUGCUAAAUGCCUACUGAUUAGCAGGCACAUGUUCUCUCACACUGGUUUACUGUAGGCCAAGGGAUUAUAUUACAAUGGCAUCAGAAAUGCCAGGAUAAAGGUCGUUCUGUACAUUUUCACAUCUUUUAGUAUUUCUCUGCAUAAUUUAA